ACAGAAGUCAUGCAGCGCUGUAAUUUGUUCUCAAUUUUAGUUAUCAGUUUAUUAGCAUAUAUAAGCGGUGACAAAUAUCAAUCAUCAACACGAUUUCAGGUGAUUGCUAUACGGAAGAUGCAAGAGCGUCAUGGAGAAAUUUUAAAUGACUUGAGUUCGAAACUGAACAGUUGCCUGUCCCAAACCGGACCAACUACUCAACUAUAUGGAAAGAGUUGUGAACCUUCGGUACUCACGCAACACAGUGAAAUCAACGUGAUCGUGGUGCCGGAGUACAGUGAACGCCCCUUUGUGGUGGCCUGCGAUCAACUGAGUCACGGAGGCGGGUGGACAAUCUUUCUACGGCGAACCGACGGCAGCGAGGAUUUCUUCCGGGAUUGGAAUGACUACAAAAACGGUUUUGGGAAGUUGGAGAACGAGUUUUUCCUGGGACUCGAUAAGCUGCACGCCAUAACUUCAUUACAAAGCCAAGAACUGCUGGUUCUGCUCGAGGAUAAUGAGGGAGAUCGGCGAUACCAGCUGUACGACAACUUCAGGAUCGGAUCGGAACAGGAUGGCUUCGCCCUGGAGUCCUUGGGCAACACUUCGGGUAAUGCAGGAGAUGCCAUGGCCACUCAUUUGGGUCAGAAGUUCACCACCAAAGACCGCGACAACGACAAGCACGCCACGCUGAACUGCGCCACAAAUUACAACAGUGCUUGGUGGUACAACGCCUGUCAUCACAGCAACUUGGCUGGCAAAUAUGGCGACAACACCCAUGGAAAGGGCAUCAACUGGUAUCAGUUUAAGGGACACACCUACUCGCUAAAACGUGCGCAAAUGAUGAUAAGACCGAAAAGGUCUUAGAAUUAGGUCAUUAGAAGCAUCAUGUGUUGAUUUUACUUAUUGAUGCUUUUCAAGAGAAUGAUUUGAUGCAGUUGCUGAUUAGCCAGGUUAAAGUGCUUGUAACCUAUCGCCUAUAAAACACAUAAUAAAGACUUACUAUAAAUGAUUUAAA
This is a messenger RNA of Drosophila ficusphila, 997 nucleotides long. RefSeq names its product ryncolin-2-like. Lineage: Eukaryota; Metazoa; Arthropoda; Insecta; Diptera; Drosophilidae. Bases 10 to 846 code for a protein of 278 amino acids. The record is from RefSeq and is a predicted model, not a curated record. The transcript is spliced from 3 exons.